GAUACCCUAGUCAUAUUAUUGCAGUAUUAAUUUGAUCCAUUCAGACCAUUCUUCUAGCUAACUAGCUUGAUAAACCCUCCCCAACAGUCCCCAUGCCAUAUAUGUACUACCAUCCUUUUCUUGCAAUCUAAUUCUACUCCUACUCCACUUUUGAUUCAUUAUGAUCAUCACACCAUGAUCGGAAUAAUAAUCUAUACAGGGCAAGCUAGCUAAUUUCUCAUAAUAAUUGUCAGCUGCUCAAUUUAUAUGCCAACUCGGCUCAGUGACUCCCGUCCUACUCAAUCAUCUUAGCUCGGAGGUUCCGUUCACAAAGAACAUCAGAUCCCAUCUGAUCACUCACUCCUGCAACAAUGGGCGAAAAAAAGGUGACGAUAAUGGUUCUGAAGGUGGACCUUCAGUGUGAAAAAUGCUACAAGAAGGUUAAGAAAGUUCUCUGUAAAUUCCCUCAAAUACGAGACCAGACAUACGACGAGAAGAACAACCAGGUAAUCGUCAAGGUGGUCUGCUGCAGUCCUGAGAAGAUCAGAGACAAGCUAUGCUGCGAAGGAGAUGGCGCCAUCAAGAGAAUCGACAUCUUAGAGCCUAAAAAGAAACAAGAGCCUGAAAAGACACCAAAGCCUAAACAGAAACAAGAGCCUGAAAAGACACCAGAGCCUGAAAAGAAACAAGAGCCUGAAAAGACACCAGAGCCUGAAAAGAAACAAGAGCCUGAAAAGGAACCAGAGCCUGAAAAGAAACCAGAGAAUCCGAAGCUUACUGCGCCUCCGUUUCCUGCUUACCCUCCGGUGACAGUGAACGUGUGUUGUAUUGUUUGUUACGGACGGCAUCCGGGUUGUCCCUGCCAAAUCCGGGACGCAGAGAAGUCGAAGCCUACUCCGCCUCCACCUCCGCCUCCGCCUCCGGUUGUUCCUGCUAACCCUCCGGUGACGGGGAGCACGUGUUGUAUGGAUUGUUACGGAGGGCAUCCGGGUGGUCCUUGCCAAACUGGGUACGGUUACGGUGGGGCAGCACCAUACAUAGAGUACGAUGGCUACUAUGGAAGGCCAGUGUAUGAUAGUUACGGCGGUGGGAGGAGCUACUCCACUAGUAGUUACUGCGUGACACGCCCCGAUUGUUUCAGUGAAGAAAAUCCCCAAGCGUGCGCCAUCAUGUAAAAUCGAUCAUGUCUGUCUACCUGCCUUGACCUGCUAUUGUACUUUGUGGGAAAGCUGCUUCCAGCUCGACCGAUCUCUAUUUUUAAGGUUGGUGUUGUUUUUUAAAGUUGGUGUUGUUUUUUAUAUAUAGAACAAAAGUAAAUAAUAAAGUAUGGUUGGUGAUCAAUGGUGAUGGUGGUGGAUAUGUCACGAUCAGGUAGCCGUCCCUCUGUGGCGUAGCUAGAAAU
Fragaria vesca subsp. vesca is the source of this 1381-nucleotide messenger RNA. RefSeq lists its product as uncharacterized. Gene Ontology annotation, molecular function: metal ion binding. The coding region runs from base 351 to 1154 and encodes 267 amino acids. The record is from RefSeq and is a predicted model, not a curated record. Lineage: Eukaryota; Viridiplantae; Streptophyta; Magnoliopsida; Rosales; Rosaceae. The transcript is spliced from 3 exons.